Messenger RNA from Saccharomyces kudriavzevii IFO 1802, 1011 nucleotides. RefSeq names its product Big1p (gene BIG1). Gene Ontology annotation, biological process: fungal-type cell wall biogenesis; (1->6)-beta-D-glucan biosynthetic process. The coding region runs from base 1 to 1011 and encodes 336 amino acids. Gene Ontology annotation, cellular component: endoplasmic reticulum membrane. The record is from RefSeq and is a predicted model, not a curated record. Lineage: Eukaryota; Fungi; Ascomycota; Saccharomycetes; Saccharomycetales; Saccharomycetaceae. The transcript is spliced from 2 exons.
AUGCAGACGAUGUUAUGGUACUUGUUGUUUAUGGUGCGUGUAGGCCUUUGUGCUUCAGAGGAGUUGCGGAACCAGACUAAUGUUCCUGCAAUAUUGUUCUCUUACAAACUAACGCCUGAUAUUUUAAAGUAUCAAGAAGAUUAUGAUAUGGCUCUAACGCUGCCCAAAAGCAAGUUUAUUGAGGCGGCAGAGAAGUUUUUAGGCGUAUGCAAUGCCAACACUUAUGUGUUUAUUAACCAACCAGGACUGAGAAAAUUGGAUUUUUUGGAAUUUGAGGAAGAGUUUGUUUCACUACAAAGAUAUAUAAGACAAAGUUCAACAGCAAUUAGAUUCGAAAAAGUGGAUCUACUGCCCGAAAACCUAUAUGAUGACCUUGCCGACUACGUCAAGGAGUAUUGCGACGCAGACCAGGUGUUGCAGCUGCGAGGCAAUCAUACAGAAGAUUUCCAGCCCUUCAUUGAUAGCAAGAGAAGGGUGAUCGUAAUAGAGUACCCGAUGUUACCAGAAGACACAAAUCAACGUAAGGAAGCAUUACGGCAUUAUGACAAAUACUUAAGAACUGUACUGGCACAGAUUCCAUCACCAGAACAAAAAAUCAUAUACACCUCGUUGAACCCAGGAAGGACUCUAGCUCACGAGUCGGUUAUUCCCAUUGAAAUAUUCCCAGACAUUUUUGACAUGAAGUGCAAACUGGGGGAAGUGGAACAGAAUAAUAGAGUGAUGAAUGUUCCUCGCCUAUCGUUCAAUGAUUAUGCUCCACGGUUCUCGGAGCCUCCUUCGGAAUAUGUGUCAAUCUUUGAUUCGGAACUGAUCGAGAAUAAUAGAGUCCUUUUACAACUAAUUUUCACGUCCCUCAUUGGAUUCGUUCUCUUCCAAUUCUUUUUCGCAAAUAAAAGGAAUAACGAGAACACAAAGAUCAGUAAUGAGGAUUGUAACAAGAAGGAAAAGUCUUCACAGCAACUACGAAAGCAAGAAGUGACCGAAAAGGUAUCUUCAAAGCAAACGCUUUGA